AUGGACUAUGUCACCCGAGGGGUCUGUGGCCAAGAGUCAUGCCGUGAGAGAAAGUACUAUCUCGAUAAUGGCCUCUGGUUUUGUCGUCGCGGCCAUUUGCAGGAGGGCCAACAAAUUGAAGAAGAUCCAGAUGAUUACGGAAACCUAGGUAAAAUCAACCGUGUGAAGAAAGAGAGGGAAGAGAAAUCGCGAAGGACUGCGCGUGGUCGGAAGGCACAGACCCUUUUCUUGCAGGCUUACCAAUUGAUCUUGUGGAAACAAUGUCAUGCUCUGAUCCAUGACCAUGGGUUUCCAGAACAACUCGAGGGCGUCGUACGUGACCUCUGGGCUUACAGGCUUCAGGCCUAUACUUUGAGGAUCAACGAAUCUACAGAAGACGAAGAUAUUGAAACUGAGCCAGAACUCUUUAGCUCACAGCCCACGCAGAAAUCGCAGAAAGAAGACGACGAUAAACCAGGCUUACAGAUCAGGCCAGUAUACCAUAUUUGGCCUCGCAUGCCUGAAACCGUGGCUCUUUGUUAUCUUGGAGCUAUCUUAAUGCGGCUUCCAAUAUGUGUCUAUGAUCUUCACAGAUUGGUAAUGCGCCAAGACAUUCCUUAUCUCCGAGUAUUGAGGGUGGUACCUCAAGAGAUCAAGAGGCAGCUUCCUCCGGAGUUUACUAAGAUUCUUACUGUCAAGAAAGUACCGAAGCUGGAAGUUUUGCAUCGAGCGCUGAGGGAUAUGGCGCUUCUCUACCAGCGCGACUUUGGAAUAGUUCUGCCUGCCAUGAAUUCUCCUAUCAUCUUAUAUCGGCACAUCAAAAGACUGGCAGUCCCAGUUGAUGUAUACGAGAUCAUUAAGACGUUACAACGGCUCCUCAACUUCACAUUCGAAUAUCCAGAUAAGCUCAGCGAUGAAAAACGCAUAGAUGCUAUCCAACUCCCUGAGAUCCAGAUGGUGGUCUUGAUUGUCAUCGCCACCAAAUUGUUCUUUCCCUUUGACAAUAUAUCAAGGCAUCCAGCUACAGCCUUAGAACCCGCUGCUCAGGGUAUCGACUGGCAGGAAUGGAUGCGAGCUCAGAAGCAGUUUGAACCCCAGAAGCGUACCGAGGGGAAAAUUGGAAAAGAAAAGGCCAUCCAAAUAACCGACUCGGAUGUCUUGGGAAUGGAAUCCUAUCAGUUGGAUCAGUACAUGGACUGGUACGAAACGAACUGGCUAGAUGACUCAAGGCAACCCAAUGUGGUCGCCGACUUGUUCACCCCUUUGAGUGAUACAGGAAUAAAUCCUUCAUCAAGUCAUGACCCUCCCAUUUCAGAUCCCUCUCUCACUAUUGAUGACGGUGAAGAAGCACUUGACGCCAUGUUACAGAAAGUUAUGGAGGGUAUACUCCCAGUGCCAAUUGUUCCAGACCAGGAGGGAGAGGUGGCUGCUAGACCGGGCAUUUGGUACCGUCGAUACCGAUGGGAGUCAACUCUCCCCGAAGCACCACGCAAGUUUCACGAGAUAGCGGCCAAAUUGGCAGGUGUGUCUUUGCAUACACUCGUCCGGGCUGUUACGGCUGCCGAGUCGCGAAUAGCGCACUGGCAAGAUCACCAGCGACGCACGGAUGUUAUGGAUUAUGAAAUGGAAAUUGAAUCAAAUACUGAAGAUGACUCAGAUAAUGAUGAACAGGAAGGGCUACAUGGGAAGGGUGCGGACGAGAUUGAUGAACUAGAUGAGCAGCUAUGGGGUUUCGUCAAGACCCUGACGGGUAAGACCAUUACCCUCGACGUCGAGUCGAGCGACACCAUCGACAAUGUCAAGACCAAGAUCCAGGACAAGGAGGGCAUUCCCCCAGACCAGCAGCGUCUGAUCUUCGCUGGCAAGCAGCUCGAGGAUGGCCGCACCCUGAGCGACUACAACAUCCAGAAGGAGUCCACUCUUCACCUUGUCCUCCGUCUGCGUGGUGGUAUCAUUGAGCCUUCCCUCAAGGCCCUUGCCUCCAAGUACAACUGCGAGAAGUCCAUCUGCCGCAAGUGCUACGCUCGUCUCCCUCCUCGUGCCACCAACUGCCGCAAGAAGAAGUGCGGACACACCAACCAGCUCCGCCCCAAGAAGAAGCUCAAGUAG
Messenger RNA from Penicillium verhagenii, 2088 nucleotides. RefSeq names its product RNA polymerase I-specific transcription initiation factor Rrn7. The transcript is spliced from 10 exons. Bases 1 to 2088 code for a protein of 695 amino acids. Gene Ontology annotation, biological process: RNA polymerase I preinitiation complex assembly; nucleolar large rRNA transcription by RNA polymerase I; translation. The record is from RefSeq and is a predicted model, not a curated record. Gene Ontology annotation, cellular component: ribosome; RNA polymerase I core factor complex; RNA polymerase transcription factor SL1 complex. NCBI's taxonomy places the organism in Eukaryota, Fungi, Ascomycota, Eurotiomycetes, Eurotiales, Aspergillaceae. Gene Ontology annotation, molecular function: protein binding; RNA polymerase I core promoter sequence-specific DNA binding; structural constituent of ribosome.